AUGGAGCCGCGGAGGGCGAUGACAUCUACGCUCCCAUCAAGGCGCAGGGCAAGUUCCUUGUUACGCAGCGGACGGAGGGUCAUCGUCCGCGACUACGAAAAAUACAUCACCCGCCAACUGAAACGCGGCACCUCGCGCCAAGAACUCAACGUCUCCUGGCUCAAGAAGAAUGAGCUCGACAUCAAACGCCACGUCGCCGAGCUGCGCGAUAGCAUCAAGAAUAACUGGUCCGCCACAGGCCAGGAGCUGGGCAAGGAGCUGCGCCAGUUUUGGCUGAAUAGCCGGCCCUCGAGUCCGGCGCGAAACAGCGUGGACGGCAGCGUCGGCGGGUUCGGCUUCGGUGGUAAUAAUCGAGGGGCAGGGGCCGGCGCUACCAGUCCCGGGCAUCACAAUAAUAGUAAUAAUAGUCAUAAUGGUUAUUUUGGCAUUGGGGGCGGGAGUCGAACGCAAUUGGGGCGGUUGGAAAUGCCCGGUCGAUCUGAGAGCCCGGGGGUUGGGCCAGGGAGGAGCGAGGACUUUGCGACGGGCUAUAGCUUAGGGUUGAUAGGGGGGGUUAGGGCUUGGAUGACCCGCAGCCUCACCUCGCUCCACGAUACGGACAACCAUGCGGACGUCGCAUUCUCCUCGCCAUCCGGGCAGCGAUGA
Histoplasma capsulatum G186AR is the source of this 645-nucleotide messenger RNA. RefSeq names its product cholinephosphate cytidylyltransferase. Lineage: Eukaryota; Fungi; Ascomycota; Eurotiomycetes; Onygenales; Ajellomycetaceae. The record is from RefSeq and is a predicted model, not a curated record. Gene Ontology annotation, cellular component: nuclear envelope. The coding region runs from base 1 to 645 and encodes 214 amino acids. The transcript is spliced from 3 exons. Gene Ontology annotation, biological process: CDP-choline pathway. Gene Ontology annotation, molecular function: choline-phosphate cytidylyltransferase activity; phosphatidylcholine binding.